AUCCACCAGUGGUCUUUUCGAGUCUGGUGUUUCUUUUGGCUAGAUUGCUCUGCAAACACAUUUUUCUCGCUCCGUAGUUUUUCGAUUUCGUACAGUCGAUUGUUGGUUCGCGUGUGAAUUUCUGCAUUAUAGAAUCGUUCCGGAUAGUCGCCGCGUUGCAUACGUGUGACCUUCUAGGGCCAAACGUCGUAGUUCCCCGCGGAUAUCCCGUCGAGUGCCGAGUUUCGUCGCGAUUCGUUUUUCGUGGUCUGUUGCGUGCGGCGUGGAAAAGUGAUUGCGUUGCGUUUCUGUCUGCUCUCCUCCCGGCUCCUGCAAUCCGCACAGCAUCAGGUUUAGCGUAUUAUCCCAUCCAUCCCGGUGUUUUUCGGUGGAUUUGAAUUCCGUGAACGGUACCGGCCUGCGUCCGCCAGUCAGUGUCUUCAAGCUGAGUUCCCUCGGAAGCAAUAAUUGUCGUUGGUGCCGGAGGUGUUCCCAGGUUGCGAGUCGUCCGAGACCGAGUAACAAGCGAUGGGUAAGGCGAAGAAAGGCAAGAAGGAUUCCGCCGCCGUGGCCGCUGCUGGCGAGGAUAACUCCGACGUCGAGGUGAAGCAAACCGAACUGACCGAGACGGAAGUGGAGAAGAACAGCAAGAACGAUAAGAAGAAGAAGGAGAAAAAGUCCAAGAAGAUUGAAAGCGAUGGCGAAGGCGACGAGGACCUAGAAGAGGUCACCGACGCAGUCAAAAAGCUUACCGUUGGUGGGAAACAGGAGAAAAAGAAAGCUCCGAAAAAGUCGACUACCAAGGAAGAUGACGAUGAAGACGGUGCUGAAGAAGAGGAAGAGUUUGACACUAAAAAGUCCAAGGGUAAGAAGAAGGGCAAGGCCGCCGCUGGAGGCCCGGUUGGGUUCUCUCUUUUGAUGGCUGAGGACGAUGAUGAUGAUGAGGAGGAAGUCCAGGAAGCCAUUCGGGACGAUGAUGACGAAGAUGAAGGUCCCAAAAAGGGAAAGACCAAAGCUGGCAAGAAGCAACAGGCCAAAGAUGUAGAAGAAGAGCCCCAGCAAAAAGCCGGCAAAAAAGGAAAGAAGGCCAAGAAGAAGAAGGGCGGCGACAGUGACGACGAGGACAUUGAAAAAAUGCUUGCUGAGCUAGAAAUGGAAUACGCUGGUGUAAAACCUUCUCCUAGUGAAGAGCCUGCCGUCCAAGAGCCCAAGGAAGUUGAGAAGAAAAAAGAUAAAAAAGAUAAGAAAAAGAAGGAGGAAGCUCCUCCUGCUGAAGAUGCGGAACAGGCCGAAGAAAGGGCCGAUGGAGAAGUUCACAUUAAAACGGCGGCUGAAAAGCGCAAGGAGAAGAAGGAACGCCAGAAAAAAGAGGCCCAAGCUGCCAAGCAACAGGAAAAAGAAGCUGAAGCCUCCAAACCUGAGCCGAAGAAGGAGUCAAAGGAGUCCACUCCUGCGCCGGAAAAGGAGGACUCUGCUGCUCCUGCCGCCGGUGAAGGAAAAAAGAAGAAAAAGAAGGGCAAAAAAGAUGAAGGAGCCGAAGUUGUUGUUGAUGAGAAACCAGCUGAAGCACCUGCUAAGCCGGCUGAUGGCGCCAAAGCUGGCGACGCGGCCAAAGAGGGCGAUAAGAAAAAGAAGGGCCCUAAUAAGGCCGCCAUCGCUUUGAUGCAGGAACGUUUGAAAGCCAUCCGCGAAGAGGAAGAACGUCUGAAGCGCGAAGAGGAGGAGAAGCAGCGCUUAGCAGAGGAAGCAGAACGUUAUCAUCAAGAACAACUUCGCUUAGAGCAGGAGAAAAAAGAGCGCAAAAAGCAGAAGGAAAAGGAACGUAAAGAACGAUUGAAGGCAGAAGGAAAACUCCUCACCGCUAAACAAAAGCAAGAUCGUAUGCGAGCUCAGGCUAUGUUAGAAGCAUUGAAGGCACAAGGUGUAGAAAUUCCGGAAGUAGGUACAGAGAAAAAGGUGCGUCCAGGAACUCGUCUUCGUCCCAAAAAGAAGGAUGAUGCCAACAAGGAAGAAGAAAACAAAGAAUCUAGUCCAACAGAGGAAGAACUAAAAGCUGAGGCACUGAAGGCAGAAGAAGCAAAGGAUGAAGUGAAAGACUCUUGGGACGCAUCUGAUAGCGAAGAAGAAUCCGAGGAGAAGGAACCUGAGAAACCUGCUGUGAAAGAGGAAGCGAAAUCUGCUCCAACAGCUAAGCAAGUAAAAAAACAGGAAUCGGUUGAGGAAGAUGACGAAAGCGAGUCUGAAGAUGAAGACUCUGAGGAAGAAUCAGAAACUGAAAGUGAUUCGGAAGAGGACGCUCGUCCGGAGGCUGAAAAGAUGCGCCAACGAGCAAUGGAACGUAUAGCCAAAAGAACGCAGGAAGCUGAAAAAAAGAAAUCUUUGGAUGUCCUUCGAGCAACUGUCGUUUGUGUGCUUGGCCACGUAGAUACCGGUAAAACGAAAAUUUUGGACAAACUUCGUCGUACGAAUGUUCAAGAUGGUGAAGCUGGUGGUAUUACACAACAAAUUGGUGCCACCAACGUUCCGAUCGAGAACAUCAAAGAGCAGACUAAAUUUGUCAAAGGUUAUAACGAUACUACGUUCAAACUUCCCGGUUUGUUAAUCAUAGACACACCUGGUCACGAAUCUUUCAGUAAUCUUCGUAAUCGUGGAUCCUCCCUGUGCGACAUUGCAAUUCUCGUAGUCGAUAUUAUGCAUGGUCUGGAACCGCAAACCAUUGAGUCCAUUAAUCUUUUGAAAGCAAAGCGAACACCUUUUGUUGUAGCGCUUAACAAGAUCGAUCGUCUGUACGAUUGGAAUACUAUGAACCGCAAGGACGUUCGUGACAUUAUCAAGGGUCAAGCUUCCAACACUCAACUGGAGUUCCAGCAGCGCACAAAGGCCGUUAUUGUUCAAUUUGCCGAACAGGGCCUGAAUGCUGCGCUGUAUUAUGAAAAUCCGGAUCCUAAGACUUACAUCUCGUUGAUUCCUACCAGUGCCAUCACCGGAGAAGGCAUGGGUAAUCUCCUCUUCCUGAUUGUACAAUCAUGCCAGAAGCAGCUAGCCAAGCGUUUGAUGUUCAGUGAAGACCUCCAAGCAACGGUGCUCGAAGUUAAGGCAAUCCCUGGUCUCGGAACGACAAUCGAUGCUAUUCUGAUCAACGGAAAGCUUCGGGAAGGUGAAACUAUGAUUCUGGCUGGUACAGAGGGACCUAUCGUGACCCAAAUUAAGGCCCUGUUGAUGCCACAGCCCAUGAAGGAACUUCGUGUGAAGAAUGCGUAUAUCGAGCAUAAGGAAGUGGUGGCGGCUCAAGGUGUGAAGAUUGCCGCCAAGGAGUUAGAAAAAGCAAUUGCUGGUCUGAACCUUCAGAUAGCACAUAAACCGGAUGAAGUGGAAAUUUUCAAGGAUAUCGUGGCUCGGGAUCUGAAAUCGGUGUUGAGCAGCAUCAAGCUGAGCGAACGUGGAGUGUACGUCCAAGCUUCAACGCUGGGCUCUCUGGAAGCGCUGUUGGAAUUCCUGAGGACAUCUAAAAUUCCGUACUCUGGCAUUCGAAUCGGCCCGGUCGUGAAACGUGACGUGAUGAAGGCUUCGACCAUGUUGGAGCACGAGAAUCAAUACGCUACAAUCCUGGCGUUCGACGUCAAGGUGGAACGUGACGCGCAAGAGCUCGCCGACAGCUUGGGGGUGAAAAUAUUCCAAGCGGACAUCAUCUACCAUCUAUUCGACAAAUUCAUGGCCUAUAGGGAGGAGAUCAAGCAACGUAAACGCGAAGAGUUCAAGACGAUUGCGGUGUUCCCGUGCAAACUUAAGAUUCUACCCCAAUUCGUGUUCAAUUCUCGAGAUCCAAUUGUGAUAGGCGUCAUCGUCGAAGCUGGAGUAGUGAAAGAAGGAACGCCAAUUUGUGUGCCAAGUAAAGAGUUUGUUGACCUGGGUGUGGUGACGUCGGUCGAAGCUAAUCACAAGCAGAUUGAAGCCGCCCGCAAGGGACAGGAAGUGUGCAUAAAGAUUGAGCCGAUUCCGGGCGAGACGCCCAAGAUGUUUGGAAGACAUUUCGACGAGAAUGAUAUGCUAGUUAGUAAGAUAUCCCGUCAAAGUAUUGAUGCCUGCAAAGACUACUUCCGAGAUGAUUUGCUGAAAUCGGACUGGGCCCUGAUGGUGGAGCUAAAGAAGACUUUCCAGAUUUUGUAGUUUCGUGGCGCAACCGUUUUAUUCUAUUUCGCGUGCUAUCGGUUCCCGCGAGCUAUUUUACAUCCAUUGGCGGAAUCGAUUCAAAGGCACCAGUAUUUUACUGAAUUAUAGAAUAAGCUGCUCUUGGACCAGGGAGUAAAAAGUCUAGUGAACGUUUUCCAAUUUGUUUAGUGGUAACAAUCAGCUACUGUACUUUGAACCCUGAUUAUUUUACUUAACACAAUUUUACAGCUAGGUAUUUAAAAACCAACUGUUUGACAUAGUUUCUGCAUAUUAUAGUUGUUUUGAAAGUUUUCAACGUUUUGUUUGGUUAGUCGCCGUCGCCACCGUCGACUUAUCGUAGCUUUAGGAAGAAUUUGUGAUUGCUAGCUGUUUUUUUUUGAAUGGACGACAGGGAGUGAUUGUUCAGAUUCUAACACUGAAAGUUAUUGCGCAUAAGAUCUUGUAAUAAAAGAAAUCAACAAAA
This is a messenger RNA of Aedes aegypti (yellow fever mosquito), 4612 nucleotides long. It is a transcript of the gene eIF5B, whose product is annotated as eukaryotic translation initiation factor 5B. The record is from RefSeq and is a predicted model, not a curated record. The transcript is spliced from 9 exons. Bases 508 to 4146 code for a protein of 1212 amino acids. Lineage: Eukaryota; Metazoa; Arthropoda; Insecta; Diptera; Culicidae. Gene Ontology annotation, molecular function: translation initiation factor activity; GTPase activity; GTP binding.